AUGAGAGUUUUUCUUGAGCUGGCUGGCUUUUAUAAGGAUGAAGUGAGUCAAGUGCUCACAACAAAUCUCUGGCUUGAGCUACAAUGGUUUGACUAUCGAUUAUCGUGGGAUCCAUCGAAAAUGGGAGGAUUGAGAAAGUUGCAUGUGCCAUCCGAUCAAAUUUGGACACCUGAUCUUGUGCUUUAUAACAAUGCUGAUGGAGAGCCACAAAUCACAAUUGUCAGCGAUGCUCUUGUCUACUUUAAUGGAUUGGUCAUUUGGAAACCACCCAGUAUCUACAAAAGUUUUUGUGAAAUAAACAUCGAGUACUUCCCUUACGAUAAACAAAGUUGUAAGAUGAAAUUUGGUGGUUGGACAUACACGGGAAUGCAGAUGGAUGUGAGACAAUUAGCGCCAUAUGAUGGACAAAUCUCAAGGAUAUUGACAGAAAAGAAUGUACCGGGACAUUAUGUAGAGAUUGGAAUGGAUUUAUCAUCAUAUUAUCCAAGCGAAGAAUGGGAUUUGAUGUCAUUGAACUCAACUCGACACGUUGAACAAUACCCGGGUUGUUGUGGAUAUGAGUCCUACAUUGAUGUGACUUUCGUCUUCGUCUUGAGAAGAAAAACUCUCUUCUACACGAUCAAUCUCGUUAUUCCCAGCAUGAUGAUUUCCGUUUUGACCAUUUUCUGUUUCUACAUCCCGCCAAUUGAGCACAAAAUCAGCUUCACGAUCUCGAUUUUCGUCGCCUUGACUGUAUACUAUUUGGUUUUGAAUGAGAUCCUUCCACCAACCUCUCUCGUUGUCCCACUCAUCGGUAAAUACCUCCUCCUCACUCUAUUUAAUGUCGGAUUUUCGAUAAACUUCUCUGUCAUCUCAAUUAAUUACUUUAGAAGAGAUGGUUCACAACAUCCGAUGCCACAUUGGAUGAAAGUUGUCUUCGUGAAAACGCUGCCAAAAUAUCUCUGGAUCCAGUCACCAAGCGAGGAUGAACAAAGCGAUGAUGGAAGUUCGACAAGUGACAUUCCACAAGGAAUGUUCGAUGGAUCAAGACGACCAUCGCCAUACUUUUUGACGAUACCACAAGAUGGUCAAAUGCGGCUCUCGCAGUUAGCUCAAUUACGAGGAAUGCAUCCAGAUUUGAUUCGACGAAUGAUCGACAAUUUAUCAUUCAUUUCUGAUCACUUUAGAGCAAAGAAGAAAGAGGAUCAAGUGUCUGGUGAUUGGGCUUAUGUGGCCUUUGUAAUGGAUCGAAUAUUGCUCAUCAUCUACAUUCUGUCAAAUAUUGGUGCAGGUCUUUUACUGCUCUGGGGCGCUGAAACGAUUUUCGAUACACGGGAGCCAAUGCCCGUCACCCCUGGUCUUAAACCACUUUCUGGAGACACUUUCGAGUCAGUCUCCGAGAAUUUCACACAAGAUGUUUGGCUAGGAGAUACGACAAUUUAUUAU
Messenger RNA from Mesorhabditis belari, 1425 nucleotides. Lineage: Eukaryota; Metazoa; Nematoda; Chromadorea; Rhabditida; Rhabditidae. The record is from the annotation of a GenBank genome assembly.